CAGAACAGACAAAGUCUUCCAUCUCUGUUAAUCCUCUCCUGAUACGGAAGAUUUCCCUGCCAUUAAAUGAUAGCUUUUGAGAGUGGGAAAAAAAAUGCAUCCUCUCCAGAAGAGCUGAGCUGGAGGAACAAAGGACAGCACAGCUGCCACCAUGACAGAUUUGGAAAAUUGCUUGCCAGACUUGAGAUGCCGCUAGUGAAUAAUCAGGGUAAUGUUUGUCAUCAUUUUAAAUGUUUUCCUUUGCAUCCCCCGCGUCUGCUCUGUGUGGGCCUGUGUUCGCUCUUGCCCUGUCAGCUGUGUGUGCACUCAAGAGAGGAGCUGCUCCAUCCUUUGUGACCGAGCUGGCCUUACGCAGAUCCCCAGUGAGUUUCCUUGUGAAGCCUACUCUAUUAACCUGGAUAAAAACAGCAUCAAAUUCCUUGCUGAGAGGGCAUUCGGUACCCUUCCAUCCCUCAGAUCACUCUCAUUAAGUCACAACAAUAUAUCUUUCAUCACUCCUGGAGCUUUCAAAGGGCUAGCUAGCUUGACAGAGCUAAGAAUGGCCCAUAACGAAUACAUUCGGUAUCUGCAUACGAGGACAUUCACUUCGCUCAAGAGGCUAGUAAGACUGGAUUUAGCAGACUGCAACCUUUUCAAUAUUCCAGACAGGAUUUUUAUAGAGCUUCCAUCUCUUAGGGAACUCUUUUGCUUUCAGAACAACUUCCGAAGGAUUCCAGGAGCUAUAAGAGGGAUGGAGAAUUUGACCCAUGUUUAUCUGGAGAAAAACAGGAUAGAAGCUGUAGCUUAUAAUUCCCUCCUGGGUCUGACCCGACUGAAAUAUCUCAAUCUGCAAGACAACAGAAUAAAUGUAAUCCAUGACAGGGCAUUUCAGGAUUGUAAGAAAGUGGAGUACCUUUAUUUAAAUGACAAUUUUAUCAGCGAUCUCCCUGAAAAUUCCUUUGAUGGUCUGCAGCGACUGAAGAUGCUCAACAUUGGUGGAAACCUCCUCAGGAAUGUCUCCCAUACCUGGUUCCGGGACCAGUUUGAACUGGAAGUUUUGUAUUUGGACAGAAACCGGAUCAGCUACAUUGAGGAAGGGGCUUUUGAAAACCUCACAAGCUUGGUGUCUUUGCACUUGAACAGUAACAAUUUAACCACCUUGCCUUUCUCAGUCUUCCAGCCUGUCUACUUCAUAGGGAGACUCUACCUUUUCAGGAACCCCUGGGAAUGUGACUGCAGGAUUGAGUGGCUUAAGGAGUGGAUGGAAAAUUACAGACUUGUUAGAGAUAUUCCUUGUGCCUCCCCAUCUUCUGUGGCUGGUCUUGACUUAACGGAGGUUGCUUUUGAGAGGACACUCGAUGGCUUCUGUCUCGAUCCAGAAGAGUUAAAUGCCACAGCCUACAGUCUUUUUCCAACAGGAGAGCCACAGUCGACCACAGAGAACAGGUUUAACAGCCUUAUCUCCAAAUUUCUACUCCAGAAGGGCCUUUCAGAAGAAGUAGUAAACACCACAGAGAGUUUUAUCAAUACUACUUUGUUCGAUGGAUUGGCUAAUCAGGCAUCCUUUGGACUAGGGGAAUCCAGUAUCAAACUAUUGUGUUCUUUUAACCUUUGGCUACUCAUUAUAUCUCAAGCAGUAGAGGGUAAAUAGCUCACAGCAUUUCUCAGAUUAAUUAAGAAUUUAGUUUUUGUACAGGAUAAAAGCCAUUAUGGACAGUCAUGGAUCAGUGAAAAGUGGCUGCAUGGUAAAGUUGAAGGGUUUUUUUUCCUACUAGGAAGAUUUUGGAAAACAGUCUUAGUCAACCUGAAUUUAAAGCAGCAGGCUUUUAUAUAGGAUCAGUAAAACAUUUUGUUUUACAUGUAGAGUGCUAUUAUAAUUGCAUAAAAGGAGGGGAAACCUGAUGCUGUUAAAAUGCUGAGAAACAAGGAGAAAAUUAUUCUGCAUGGAUCCUCUAUAUCUGGUAAUCACAAAUUUAGCAGGAUCUAGUUGUUGUUUAUCAUGUUUUCUUUUCCACUCAAAGCUCUUAUAAACACAGCCCCUGACAAGGAUAUUCCACAAUUUUCAAAUAAUUAUUUUCAUUGUCUAUGUUUUGCAUUAUUCCUCAUUUUACUGUGGAGGAAAUCUCACUGUUACUAAAAUACACCACACUUGUGAGACUGGUUCUACCGAGAAAGCCCUGUCAUAUUUACUGAUCUAAUUCAAGUCUCCUCAGAGGAUGAUAAAAUGCAAUCAAAGCUGCCUUUGCUUGUCUUUCUCACGAUUCAGGAAUUCCAUAAAAUUUAUUCUAAAACGAGCAACCUUAAACUCAUGUUCCUCAGCAAAUUAUAUUUGCAGGUGUAUUGCCCCUGUUAGUGGAGGUAACAUAUUGCCAUUUCUUAUCUUCCAUUAGUUUAUGUAAGCCCAUUUCAAGAACCAUCCACACUGGCAGCAAUCACUAUCUCGUGGUAGAAAAAGUACUUUUCCCUUGUCACGAAACUCCACUAUUCACUUCAGUAGGUUCUAGUAUUUUGAGGGAGUACACUGUGUUCCCAGUAUGGUCACACUAUACAUGUGUGUAAAGGUAUGAAAUGGAGGGCUCUAGCUUUGAUUCUUUUGUUAAUGAUCCCAAAGAGUAUCACAGUCACUACUAUGCAUGGUUUUCAUUCUGCGUCUAUCACACCUCUAACCUGGUUAGUCAGUCGUGGGUCUCUCAGAUGCCAUUAGAAUAAUUGUGAAGUUAGGAUCUUUUGUUUAAAAUUGUGGCACUUUAUACUUGCUUGCAUUAAACUGCAUUUUCCAUUUUAAUAUGCAUGUAUCCACUUUAGAAAUCACUGUAUUUCAGAGUUCUUCAUAAUCUGCAUGACUUUUAGAAAUAAUGUGUCAUUUGCAAAGCUGACUACUACACUUCUCGUCUGAAU
Messenger RNA from Pogona vitticeps (central bearded dragon), 2877 nucleotides. It is a transcript of the gene NYX, whose product is annotated as nyctalopin. NCBI's taxonomy places the organism in Eukaryota, Metazoa, Chordata, Lepidosauria, Squamata, Agamidae. Gene Ontology annotation, molecular function: protein binding. The record is from RefSeq and is a predicted model, not a curated record.